Molecule: messenger RNA, 2890 nt
Organism: Conger conger (European conger)
Lineage: Eukaryota; Metazoa; Chordata; Actinopteri; Anguilliformes; Congridae
Gene: tfdp2
Product: transcription factor Dp-2
Exons: 15
Coding region: 311-1558 (415 amino acids)
Biological process (GO): regulation of cell cycle; regulation of transcription by RNA polymerase II
Cellular component (GO): nucleus; transcription regulator complex
Molecular function (GO): DNA-binding transcription factor activity, RNA polymerase II-specific; RNA polymerase II transcription regulatory region sequence-specific DNA binding
Source: RefSeq, a predicted model, not a curated record
GCUUGUGUGCGGAGUCUGACACAGGAAGCAGGCAAAGGCUGCUUGAAGUAGUUGGUUUCUGCCACUGUCUGAUAGCUGCAAGCAAGAGCCAGAAGUAAUUUCUGGUUUCAAUAGUGUACGUUUAAUUUCUUUACAGCAGUAACAAGACGAACAGCCAAGGUACCAGCCAGCGAGCAAAACGAAACUCAUUGAAGACAGAAGAUUGUAGAACUGUGUCCCAAGUUUCACGAGGAACGUUUGAAAAACAUGGGGCCGUCACUCUGAAGUGUGAACCUUUGGAGGAAAGAGCUGCACGCCCAGGACCCUCAACAUGAUGGCGAACGCUGGCGGAGCAGCCCCCCUCUGUGGAGAUCUGAAGGCCUUCCUCACCACCAAUAGGAACCUCAUGAAAAGCAAUAUUUCCAUGGUAACACCAUCUAACUUCAAUCCAGCGAAGAUCACCUUAGGGCCUGUUAGUGUGAAUGUGGGCCCAUCAAUGAUCAUCAGCACACCUCAGCGAGUUCCAAACUCAGGGAGCAUUCUCGUGGGGAGUCCCUUCCCCCACACACCCACCAUGGUGGCUCAAAGCCGCCCGCCUCAGGUUACAGAGUGGACCCCCGGUGCUAAGCGUACUCAUGAUUUCAUCGAGUCGUAUUUCUCUGACCGGGACACACUCUGUGCAGGUGACCCAUCCAGUAAAAGGCUGAAGAAGGGCGAUAAGAAUGGGAAGGGUCUCAGGCACUUCUCCAUGAAGGUGUGUGAGAAGGUGCAGCAGAAAGGCACCACCUCCUACAACGAGGUCGCCGACGAGCUGGUGUCCGAGUUCACGCACUCCAGCAGCCUGAUGGCCAGCGACUCGGUGUACGACCAGAAGAACAUCAGGCGGCGCGUGUACGACGCUCUCAACGUGCUGAUGGCCAUGAACAUCAUCUCCAAGGAGCGCAAGGAGAUCCGCUGGAUCGGACUGCCCACCAACUCGGCCCAGGAGUGCCAGAACCUGGAGCUGGAGAAACAGAAGCGCAUGGAGCGGAUCAGACAGAAGAGAGCCCAGCUACAGGAGCUCAUACUACAGCAAAUCGCCUUUAAAAGCCUGGUGCAGCGGAACCAGGCCAGCGAGGCUGCGUCCCAGGCCUCGCCCCCUCCCGGCUCCGUCAUCCAGCUGCCCUUCAUCAUCCUCAACACCAGCGUCCGCACCGUCAUCGACUGCUCCAUCUCCAGUGACAAGUGCGAGUACCUCUUCAACUUCGACAACACAUUUGAGAUCCACGAUGACAUCGAGAUCCUGAAGCGCAUGGGCAUGUCCCUGGGCCUGGAGAGCGGGAAGUGCUCUCCUGAAAACCUCCGCGUCGCAAAGUCCCUCGUCCCCAAGUCUCUGGAGAGCUACAUCACAGCUAUGGCCACCGGCUCCACCAACACCAGCGCCCUCUCCGGGCUCUGUGACCAGGACUCCUGCUCUCUCAGCGGAGGGCAGAGCCACAGCCACAGCAGCAUCGCCGAGUCGCGCGGCCAGACGCCCAGCUCCUUCAACGAGGACGAGGAGGAGGAGGACGACGACGACGAGCCUUCCUCUCCCGAGUGACCGGCGCACCGCUCAGCCAGCCAGCUCCAGCCCCAGGGGCGGGACUCCCGUUCCCGUCCAAUCAGUGAGAAGAACAGAACCGCAGGAGGAGGACGGCCUGGACAGCUGCCUCAGUAGUUUAUAUUAAAAGAGUUUUUUUAAAUGAUAAUUCUCUCUCUCUCUCUCUCUCUCUCUCUGUCUGUAGGCAUGGGGAGCUGUGAGUUCAGUGCAGGGCUUUUCUAGAGUCAGUGAGGUGUGAGUGUGUGUGUGUGUGUGUGUGUGUGUGUGUGUGUGUGUGUGUGUGUGUGUGUGUGUGUGUGUGUGUGUGUGUGUGUGUGUGUGUGUGUGUGUGUGUGUGUGUGUGUGUGUGUGUGUGUGUGUGUGUGUGUGUGUGUGUGUGUGUGUGUGUGUUGGGGAGGGGAAUUUGGGUGCGAGUGAUGCGCUUCUCAAUGUUUGUCACAGCCGGUGCCAAUAUUUAUCCCCAAUAUUUGUCUCCAAACUCUUCAUAUGUUUCUUUCUCUGUUAAACGGGAUAUUUUAAAAAAAAUAUUUAAAGAUAUCUCCAUAUUUAUAUUUCUCCAGCUAAUGUCAAACCUGAAAACAUGUUUAGCAAUGUGUCGUUUUUGCUGAUUUUGUUUUUAUUUUGUCUCCUUUUUGUGAACAAGGGAGACAUUCACCGUCUUGGUCUAACCCUGAUGUACGCUCUUUGAAAGGUGAAACGGUAGGAUCUGAAGUUACUUUAGGUCACCAGCUCUCCUGAUUGGUUUUCACCUUUAAAGUGGCUACACGUUUAUUGUCCAGUAAACCGGAUCAGAUGAGCUAACUGUGUAUUUGCAGCUGUAAUUGAUCGUUUAAGUGCUGAGCAACAUCAGGGCACUACAGACUGCAGCUCCCCAGGCCCAGGUCUGGAGAAGGGAGUUUCUUUAACAGAACAAAAAUUCUAACUGCCUUUCUUUUUGCUCAUUCUCAUCAACAAAUAACCUGUUUUUCACUGAUAAAUAGCUGCCUAUGACUGCAUUUGAAUGGGUAUGUAAGGGGAAAGUAAGAGAGAGUCCCUGUUUUGUCACAUGACUCGGGAGUGUGCUUUUGGCUUGUACCUGGCCACACUCCCUGGCCUAGGAUUCUUACUGUUCCCCAAAAGGCCCUACAGACAUCCACAUCUCUCCUGGGACACAGAGGUUAAAAACAGCCAAUCCUUUUCCACUCUCACCUCCACAUCAGCAGAGACUUCUUCCACCGGGGGGAAAAAAAAUAUACUUGUACUCCUUUAAGGUCUCUUCAAAGUGUGUGUAUACGCCAUUUGCAAGUAUAACCUUGUAUGUAUAUAUACGUAUAUAAACAUAAUUUUUGGUUA